Molecule: messenger RNA, 1023 nt
Organism: Geosmithia morbida
Lineage: Eukaryota; Fungi; Ascomycota; Sordariomycetes; Hypocreales; Bionectriaceae
Product: methylenetetrahydrofolate dehydrogenase (NAD+)
Exons: 3
Coding region: 1-1023 (340 amino acids)
Biological process (GO): purine nucleobase biosynthetic process
Cellular component (GO): cytosol
Molecular function (GO): methylenetetrahydrofolate dehydrogenase (NADP+) activity; methylenetetrahydrofolate dehydrogenase (NAD+) activity
Source: RefSeq, a predicted model, not a curated record
AUGGCAUCGCAAGAAGCCCCCAAGACCUGCAAGGUCAUCACAGCCGACACCAUCGCCAAAGGUCUGCUGGACGAGGUGCGGGACACCCUAGCCAAGAUCCAAGAGAAGGGCAGUGGGCAACCCACCCUGGCCGCCUUCCUGGCCAACGGUGAUCCCUUUGCUGAGAAAUACGCCGAGUGGUCCAAGAAGACGUGUGAAGAGAAUGGCUUCAAGUUCGACCUUCGCUCGGUGCAAAAGGACAGCCUGGAGGAGGAGAUUAUCAGGGCCAACGAGGAGGAAGAUGUCGACGGUAUCAUCGUGUACUACCCCAUAUUCCCGCAGAACCCGAGCCACGACAAGUAUGUGCAAGAGACGGUAGACCUGAGCAAGGACGUCGAGGGUAUGCGUCACAAGCACCUGUACAACAUGUACCACAACGUCCGAUUCCUCGACCCGCCCGAGAACCGCAAGAAGUCAAUCCUGCCCUGCACACCCCUCGCCGUCGUCAAGAUCCUCGAGUACCUGCAGAUCUAUAACCCCAUCCUGGCGGUAGGUAACCGCCUCUUCGGCAAGACCAUCACCGUCAUCAAUCGUUCCGAGGUCAACGGGCGUCCGCUGGCGGCCCUCUUGGCCAACGACGGAGCCACGGUGUACUCGGUCGACAUUACAGGUGUGCAGCUCUUCACCCGCGGUCAGGGUAUCAAGCAGCCACGCCACCAGGUCGAGGACAAGGAGGGCUGGGGUCUCGAGCAGUGCCUGCCCGCCAGCGACGUCAUCAUCUCGGGCGUGCCGUCCGACACGUACAAGGUGCCGACGCACCUCAUCCGCGAGGGCGCCACCUGCAUCAACUUCUCGUCGCACAGGAACUUUGACGGCCCUGCCAUCAAGGAGAAGGCAUCGCUAUACGUGCCGUCGGUCGGCAAGGUGACGAUUGCCGUCCUCCUCCGCAACCUCGUGCGUUUGAUUGCCAACCGUCCGGCCAGGGACGUUUCGGAAACGGGCGACAUUUCGCAAGCCAGGAACGAGGCCUUUGCCGAUGAUUGA